AUGAAGCCGUCAGUGUGCCCCAACAAUGCACUGAAGAGGAAAAAGCCGAGUAAAAUGGAUAAGCAAAAGGCUACAGGCAAACCUAAAGUGGAGCCGAAAAAGACGGAACCGAAGGAGAUUCGCACAUCCGAGCCGCCGGUGAAAACAAAAAUCAGUGACCUACUGAAGGCCAAAGCAACCAAGAUAUCACCUCCGAACAGACCAGCCACCGAAACGCCACCAAAAACAAUUGAAACGCUCCGGAAGAUUACCACCACCUGUGAAAAAAAGGCGACGCGGACGGUACUCUAUCAAUAA
Gongylonema pulchrum is the source of this 297-nucleotide messenger RNA. Lineage: Eukaryota; Metazoa; Nematoda; Chromadorea; Rhabditida; Gongylonematidae. The record is from the annotation of a GenBank genome assembly.